UCUCACGAUAAAUAUUCAUGAUUUUACUUUGAAGGCUAAGGGUGACUGAGAAAUUAUCGAAGCAUCUCUUGCACUUAAUAGUAACUAUUGAUUACAGUUGAGAUGUAGGAAAGUGUUGAAGUCGAUGGCGAUGACCAGUUGGCAAUCAUUUAGGUUUCAAGGUUUUGAUCGACGAUGUUGAACGUUACUCAUCAUCUUAGGAAGAAGCUCUUUUUAGGAGAUCUAGAUGAAACCCAAGCUGACAAGUCAAGCUCGAAAACUAACGGAAUGCAGACUCAAGGGUUAGCCGAUGAGAACUCGCCGAAAAACAAACGAAAAUCGUUGCCAACUGUUCCUUCACCAGAGGAGGAGAAGUCAAUGAAUCUGUCAGUUGCAAGACAAAGAUCGCCGGCCGCUAAUCCUACACAGGUCAAAGCCUAUGGACCUUAUUUUCUCGAAUACACGUUAAUGGCGGAAUAUAACCAGCUUAGAAGUCAAAGACUCCCCGGUGUCUAUGUUUUACCAGCUGCCAAGUCUCCUCUAAUCUGGUAUGGAGUGAUUUUUAUCAGGAUGGGCUCUUAUCAAGAUGGCAUUUUCAAGUUUAUCAUGAAAAUUCCAGAAAAUUUUCCAGAUGGAGAUUGCCCUAGUGUUAUUUUUAAACCCCCUGUAUUUCAUCCCGUCGUAAAUAUGGAGACUGGAGAACUUGAUGUGAAAAGAGCUUUUCCAAAGUGGAGGAGAAACAUAAAUCGCUUGUGUCAAGUGUUGCUGUAUGCUAGGAGAAUAUUUUAUAAAAUUGAUAUGAAGAGUCCGCUCAACCCUGAAGCUGCCAACUUGUAUGAAAAUGAUAGAGAUACUUUUAAACAAAAAGUGAACAUGUCACUGAGAACCUGUCUGAAUGAGUUACAUCUACCUUUGGCAGAUGAUCCUCAUGCAAUUAGAUUUAUUGAGCUUAGUCCAGAUCAGCAUGAUGAAAUAAAAAAUCAAAUUAUUGACAUUCAGAGCAAACCCGAGAGCCUUCCAACAGCUAAUGCACACAAGUCUGGUUUAUCAUGGAUGAAGAAAGGUUCCAGUCAAAUUUUCAGCAAGCAAGAAAGCUAGCAUGGCAGUAGCAAAAAAAUGACGCACAUGUACAUACAUCUACUGACAAAACCAGAGCGCUGCUUUGUUACAAAUUUCAUCUCUGGGCACUGCUCAUGUCAAUGGACCAGGGCUUGGGCACAAAGCAAUAAUAUUGUGAAAAUGGCCAUCCUUCUGUUCUCAUCAGAGAUGACUAGAAUCAAGACCUCGCGAGAUAUAAGUGAUCAUAUUUUAUGGAUUAACAAUACUGCUGAUUAAGAACUAGUUAUCAAUGCACUUCUUUUAAUGGCCAAUUCCCUCUAAGAGACAUGUCUACAGGGAAUCAUGGUAGUUGUAUUUAUCAUCUUGGACUGGAUGUUUGUUUUCAUGAAUACAACUACCAUGAUUCCUUGCAGUUGCAUCUUACAGAGGGAAUUCACCAUUGUGGGCCAGGAGUCUCUCAAGCCAAUGUGAUCUUCAAAUCUUUGCACACGUGUUCACAAACAAAAUUGUAUAUUGCUCUAAAUUAAUCAACGUUGUACAAAAUUACUUAAUUAUUACAUUUUCUAGACUGAAACUGUGGUGUUGUUAAAAUGAACAUUAUGGGCGAGACAUGAAGUGAGUCUAAGUAUUUGUUAGUAAAAGUUAUUCUUAUUUUUGAGACUUUUUAACAAAAAUAAUGGUACAUGUAGAACUUACAAAUCAUAAUUCCCAGGAGUCCUAUGACUAGUAUAUCAUUCAUCAUUGGUACACUGUACAGGUAGUUAAAUAUUAAUCUAUGUGACAAUGUUGAACCUAUCAAUAAAUACACUGCGACUGGCUUGUAGUAAGCCAUAAUUUCAAA
This is a messenger RNA of Orbicella faveolata, 1879 nucleotides long. RefSeq names its product protein AKTIP homolog. The record is from RefSeq and is a predicted model, not a curated record. Lineage: Eukaryota; Metazoa; Cnidaria; Anthozoa; Scleractinia; Merulinidae.